AUGCAAGAAGUUAAUGUUAAUAUCAAUGUUGAUCAAUACGUUCAAAUGAAACUUGCACUAGAAAAAAGUGAACAAAUGGAAAAUGAAAAAAAAGAAUUAAAAACAAAAAUUGAAUGUCUAAGUGAAGAAAAUUUGCAGUACGUCAAAGAAAUAGAAAAUUUAAGAAAACAACUUAAUGAAGAAAAAAUAAAUAAAGAGGUUAGUAAGAUUGAACUUGCUAAAAUGCAAGGAGUUAUUUAUAAACUAGAAGGAGAAAAAAGUAUUUUAAUAUACCAAGUGGAUAGUUUAAAAAAUGACAUUUCAUCUUUACAAUUUAAAUUAAAUUAUUUGUUACAAAACAAAAAAGAAGAAGGAAUUGUUUUUCCAUUAAGACAUGAAACUUUAUCCUCUGGUUUAACUAUUAGUUCUAUUUUACCACCAGAAUUAUCUGUAAUGUAA
Messenger RNA from Entamoeba nuttalli P19, 438 nucleotides. RefSeq lists its product as hypothetical. The record is from RefSeq and is a predicted model, not a curated record. The transcript has a single exon. Bases 1 to 438 code for a protein of 145 amino acids. Lineage: Eukaryota; Evosea; Mastigamoebida; Endamoebidae.